Messenger RNA from Dichotomopilus funicola, 801 nucleotides. RefSeq names its product 2-methylisocitrate lyase. Gene Ontology annotation, molecular function: catalytic activity. NCBI's taxonomy places the organism in Eukaryota, Fungi, Ascomycota, Sordariomycetes, Sordariales, Chaetomiaceae. The record is from RefSeq and is a predicted model, not a curated record. Bases 1 to 801 code for a protein of 266 amino acids. The transcript has a single exon.
AUGGCGACCCCAUCCAUCACCACCCUGGCCGCCCGAGCCACAGACUUCAAAGCCCUCCACGUUCCCGGCAAACCCCUCCUCCUAGCCAACGUCUAUGACCCCAUCUCGGCCCGCAUCGUCGGCACGCUCCCCAACGUCCGCGCUCUCGCCUCCGCCAGCUGGGCCGUAGCCCAGACCGUCGGCGUCGACGACGGGCAACUAACCCUCGAGCAAAACUUGACGCAGCUCGCCCCCAUCGCCGCCGUCGCGCACGAACUGGGCCUGCCGCUGACGGUGGACAUCCAGGACGGUUACGGCGACCGGCUGGAGGAGGUCAUUCGGCGGGUGAUUACGGAGUUGGGGGCGGUCGGGGUUAACUUGGAGGACUCGGACCGGGCGACAUUUAAGGUGAUUGGGGAGGAGGAGGCGGUGGACCGGGUGCGCCGCGCGGUCAAGGUCGCCGCGGAGGUGGGCGUGCCGGAUUUUGUGGUGAAUGCGCGCGCUGAUAGCUGGCCGGCGCAUCAGGAUUUGGAGGAGUCGAUUCGGCGCGGGAAGAAGUACCUGGAGGCGGGCGCGACGACGGUGUUUGUGUUUUGGGGCGGGUCGAGGGAGACGCCGGAGGAAGAUGUGAAGAAGCUGGUGGAUGCGUUUGGGGGGCGGGUCAAUAUUCAGGCGCGCAAGGAGACGUCUGUGCAGAAGAAGGCGUUGACUAGCGCCGACAUUGCGAGACUGGGGGCCGCGCGAGUCAGCGUUGGGCCGCAGCUGUAUUUGGCUGCACUGGGGGCCAUCACCCAGGCAGCCAAGGCCAUCCUGGAUGCUUAG